AUUCCCCGCCCGGCGAACGCCUUCCUACUCUUCCGCUCGUUCCUGCUCAAGUACAAGCUAAACGCGGAGCAGCUGCAUAACAAGCAGCAGACGACGAGCGUCAUCGCCGCCGACAUAUGGCGGAGCCUUCCCGCGUACGUACGGGACGAAUGGGGCCUGAGGGCGAAAGAUGCGGCCGACCUGCACCAGGCGCUCUUCCCUGGUUACAAGUUCGAGCCCUCGCGGAAGGCG
Molecule: messenger RNA, 231 nt
Organism: Phanerochaete carnosa HHB-10118-sp
Lineage: Eukaryota; Fungi; Basidiomycota; Agaricomycetes; Polyporales; Phanerochaetaceae
Exons: 1
Source: RefSeq, a predicted model, not a curated record